Molecule: messenger RNA, 2934 nt
Organism: Raphanus sativus (radish)
Lineage: Eukaryota; Viridiplantae; Streptophyta; Magnoliopsida; Brassicales; Brassicaceae
Molecular function (GO): protein binding
Source: RefSeq, a predicted model, not a curated record
UGCGGUGCGUCUUCUCCCUCCUCGCUCUUUGGCAGCAGUACAAUAAACAUUAAAACAGCUUUCUCUCUCCUCUCUCCCAUUACUCCGAUCUGACUCUCUCUCUCACUACUCAACCUCCCAUUGGCCGAGCCUGUUUGAUUAUCGGAAACCCUAAUUCCUCAAACUCGGAAGCAUUAGCAAAGUCGAAUCUCACAAACAGUUGCGGGGAUGGUGAGAAGAUGCUGCUAAAACAGUCAGUGAUUAAAAAAAUGAUGAUGACGAAGAACGGACGAAACGACGUCGUAGACGAAGAAGAAGAUAACGACGAUUGUUUCUACGAGUCACUGGAUCGCGUCCUCUCUUCCUGCUCUUGCUCAACUUCCAACUCAGACUACGACUCCGACAACCCCAACCCCAACCCCAACAUCCCCGAUCCGAUCCACGAUCCGACUCCGUUUCCCCUCCCAUCCGGCUUCGAGCUGUGGAAAACGGAGCCCGAGUCCGUCACCGAGAGACGAACCAGGCUCUUACGCGGUUUGGGACUCAGCGACGAGCCGGAUCUCCCUCCCGCGACGAGCCACCGUAGAAAAGCCAUCUGCAGCUCUCAUCUCGCCAGAUCAGACGUCUCGAUCUCGAAGCGUAACGGCCGAUUCGACAAUGUCGAUUCUGGUAAGCUUCGAGGAUCUGUAGAUAAGCUCCGUACGCGUAACAAAGAGACGAUAGAGACUGUAGAGAAACAGAAUGGGAGGAGAGAUGUGGUUCUAGAGGAGCAAAUGUGCACGAUUAGGAAUCUAGAUACUGGGAAAGAGUUCGUGGUGAAUGAAGUGAGAGAAGACGGGAUGUUGGAGAAGUUGAAGGAGGUAGGCACCGAUCGUCAGUUGACUCUGGAGGAGUUUGAGAUGUGUGUUGGGACAUCACCGAUUGUUCUCGAGCUGAUGAGGAGGCAGAAUGUUGAAGAUGAUGUUAGUAAAGACUCUGUGGAUUUGAGUGUAAGUGUGAGUGGGAGUAGAGUAACUAAGCAUAGACGGAGAGGGAGUUGGCUAAAGAGUAUAAAGAACGUUGCUAGUAGUGUGGCAGGAGGGUACAAAGAGAGACGAAGUACUGAUGAUAGAGAUUCACUGUCAGAGAGAGGAGGAGGAGGAGGUCAGAGGUUUAGCUCUGCAACUGAUGAUAGCAGAGACAUGUUGUUUCAUGACCCUGAGAGAGUUAAGGUUAGGCAGUACGGGAAGUCGUGUAAAGAACUCACAGCGCUUUUCAAGAGCCAAGAGAUUCAGGCUCAUAAAGGGUCGAUUUGGAGCAUUAAGUUCAGUUUGGAUGGGAGGUAUCUCGCUACUGCUGGUGAGGAUUGUGUUAUUCAGAUUUGGAAAGUUGUUGAAUCGGAAAGAAAAGGGGAACUCUUGUCGAUGGAUAAACAGCAAGACGAUGGGAGCGUAAAUUUGUUCCUUUUGGCAAAUGGAUCUCCAGAGCCAGCUUCAAUGUCUCCCAUGAGAAGAGGGAGGACAUCUUUCAGCAGAAAAUCAGUGAGCUUGGACAAUGUUCUGGUUCCAGAAACAGUCUUUGGUCUUUCAGAGAAACCUGUGUGUUCCUUUGUUGGGCAUUUGGAUGAUGUACUUGAUCUUUCGUGGUCAAAUUCUCAGCACCUGCUUUCCUCUUCUAUGGACAAGACUGUUCGUCUAUGGGAUUUAUCUAGCAAGUCAUGUUUGAAAGUCUUCUCGCAUAGUGACUACGUGACUUGCAUCCAGUUUAAUCCCGUGGAUGACAAUUACUUCAUCAGUGGAUCCUUAGACGCAAAAGUUCGUAUAUGGAGCAUUCCUGAUCAUCAAGUUGUUGACUGGAAUGAUCUUCAUGAGAUGGUCACAGCUGCCUGCUAUACACCGGAUGGUCAGGGUGCAUUGGUUGGUUCAUACAAGGGGACUUGUUGCUUAUACAAUACACAUGAUAACAAAUUGCAGCAGAGAAAGGAAAUCAAUCUGAAGAACAGGAAAAAGAAAUCCAAUCACAAGAAAAUCACUGGUUUUCAGUUUGUGGCGGGAAGUUCAUCGGAAGUACUUGUCACAUCUGCAGAUUCACGGACUCGUGUUGUUGACGGUGUUGACCUUGUUCACAAGUUUAAAGGAUUUCGCAACACAAACAGCCAAAUCUCGGCCUCACUUACACCAAACGGGAAGUUUCUAGUCUCAGCAAGCGAAGACUCCAAUGUAUAUGUAUGGAACUACGACUCAGACUCUCGUGCUGGAAGAAGCAAACGUGUCACAGUCACAAACUCAUACGAACACUUUUACUGUCGAGACGUCUCUGUAGCCGUACCUUGGCCUGGAAAAAUCAGUAACAGCAACAGCCCUGACGAGUCUCCCAUGACAGCCAAUAACCCUCCAACACCUGUCAACGAUCCAAUCAACAACAAAACCGUCACCAACGGUAUCAUUUCGAGCGCCACAAACCGAUACUUCUUCGAUAGGAUCUCGGCGACAUGGCCCGAGGAGAAACUUUUGCUGGCUGCAAAGAACCGGGCAAGAACUAGCCCUCGCGUGAGCGUGGACAUGUCUAAUGGACCGGUUAGCAGAAAACCGAGUGCUUCGGCUUGGUCUAUGGUGAUUGUGACUGGCGGUUUACGAGGCGAGAUCAGAACAUUUCAGAAUUUUGGAUUACCGGUUCGUCUAUGAAGCCACGGAGAGAGUUUUACAAAUCAGCAAGCCCAAGGCAAAAGUGAAAAAAAAAUUACUUAGUAAAAACACCUUCUCGAGUCAAUAGUGUAUAGAUUGAGAGAAGGUUGGUUCUUCCAAUAACUCUCUUUUCUCACCAUCUUUAAUUAUUUUUUUUUACAUUUGUUAUCUUUAAAAUUCAGAUCUCUAGCAAAUAUAUAUAAUUAUUUUGAAAGAAAAUUCAUAUACCAUAGUAUUGGAGUUGUAUAUGAAUCAGGAAUAGAACUGAGUAUAUGGCAAUUCACACUUUGUA